AUGAGCAUCCGCCACAAGCCCGAUCAGGACGUCCGCUUCGAACUCACGGUGCGUCGGAAGCAUCCAAAGUCUUCGCUCUCGAUGGAAGCGGCCUCUUGGACCCAGAGCCGACCGUUUAACGACUACUAUACGCUUCGCAAGAACCUCCUUCGCGAGCUGCAACCAGGACACAGCUGUUCAGCAGAGUGCAAAUGGCUCUACAGUGUCGUGAAGCAGCAUUUCCCAAAGACGCAGCCGAAAUUUGCUCCUUGCGCGUUCAAAACCGAUCGACAGAGAGUAGCUCUGCUCCGAGCGCUGACCACGAUCCAGUCGACGUUAGUGACCCAUGGUAAUCGUGGCUGCAAGGUGUUGAUGGGAGGCGUGCUGAACACCUUCUCGGCGUUCCUCGCAUGUGACCGCACGUCCCUUUCGCGAGCGUCCCUUGCGCUGCCAGUGCCCUACCGUCAGGGGCUAAUCAGUCUUCCUAAUAGUUUGGGUAGAAAACUGGCGAGUCUUCGAACUCUCUCGCGUGGCCGCAGAUAG
This is a messenger RNA of Phytophthora infestans T30-4, 522 nucleotides long. RefSeq lists its product as uncharacterized. The record is from RefSeq and is a predicted model, not a curated record. Bases 1 to 522 code for a protein of 173 amino acids. The transcript has a single exon. Lineage: Eukaryota; Oomycota; Peronosporomycetes; Peronosporales; Peronosporaceae.